AUGGCCAAGGACAUUCAGAUAAGUUCUAGCAGGCCAGCUGCAGUGAAGGCCAGGAAAAGAGCCUGCCCGGAGCCCUGGGUUAUUGGCCUCAUCACCUUUCUAUCCCUGAUCGUUCUGGCAGUGUGCAUCGGUGUCACAGUUCAUUAUGUGAGAUACAAUCACAGGAUGACCCACAAUUACUACAGCACAUUGUCAUUCACGAGCGACAAAGUGUAUGGUGAGUUUGGCAAAGAGGCUUCUAAAAAUUUCACAGAAAUGAGCCAGAGAAUUGAAUCAAUGGUGAAAUAUGCAUUCUAUAAAUCUCCAUUAAGGGGAGAUUUUGUCAAGUCUCACAUUAUCAAGUACAGUCAGGAGGAAGAUGGGGUGUUGGCCCAUAUGCUGCUGAUUUUUAGAUUCCGCGCUACUGAAAAUGUUGACACCAAAAAUUCAAUUAUUCAGCGUAUUCUACACGAAAAGCUGCAAGAUGCCACAGGACCUCCUAAACUAGAUCCUGCAUCAGUCGAAAUUAAAAAAAUCAACAAGACAGAAACAGACAAAUUUCUGAAUAACUGUUGUGGGACACGAAGGAGUAAAUCUGCAAGACAGAGUGUCAGGAUAGUUGGUGGUACAGAAGUUGAAGAAGGAGAAUGGCCAUGGCAAGCCAGCCUGCAGUGGGAUGGCCUCCACCGCUGUGGAGCAUCUCUGAUUAACAGCACAUGGCUUCUGAGUGCUGCUCACUGCUUUACCUUGUAUAAGGAUCCAGCCAGAUGGACUGCAUCCUUUGGAGUAACCAUAAAACCUCUCAAAAUGAAGCAAGGCCUGCGGAGAAUAAUUGUCCAUGAGAAAUACAACCACUCAACACAUGACUAUGAUAUCUCACUGGCAGAGCUUUCUAGCCCUGUUCCCUACACAAAUACAGUACACAGAAUUUGUCUCCCCGAGGCAAGCCAUGAAUUUCAUCCGGGUGAUGAGAUGUUUGUGACAGGCUUUGGAGCACGACAGGAUGACGGUUACACUCAAAAUCACCUUCGAGAAGUACAGGUGGAUCUCAUACAGACUGAUAUUUGUAAUGAUCCUCAAGUUUAUAAUGGUGCCAUAACUCCCAGAAUGCUAUGUGCUGGCUCCUUACAAGGAAAAAGAGAUGCGUGUCAGGGUGAUUCUGGUGGACCACUGGUUAGUCCUGAUCCUAGGAACAUCUGGUACCUUGUUGGAGUCGUGAGUUGGGGAGAUAAAUGCGGGCAACCCAAUAAGCCUGGCGUUUAUACAAGAGUGACUGCCCUCCGAGACUGGAUCACUUCCAAAACUGGCAUCUAAUGAGAAAGAUCUAGCAAAAUGGAAUGUGUGUGUGUGUGUAUAUGUGUGUGUGUGUGUGUGUGUGUGUGUGUAGGUUAUUUUUAGAAAUGCAGAAUUGCAGAAGAAGCCUUUGAUUCACCAGGAUCUUACUCAUCUCACUAAAUUGUGUACUUCAUGCAUAUCUAUGUGUAUUCUGGCUCUAUUCCACGCCAGACCUUUCCGCUUCUGCCAGACGGACUCUGUCCUAACCUGCAUUUUUCUGUUUUCUAGAAAUUUCCUGUCUUCAAAAAUUUUAGCUUGUUAAACAAUUUUUUGGCACAUAUAUUAAUUUCAUUAGAUUUCUUAUUUCAAUAAAUUUCUGUUUUGAAGGUGUGACAUAGAGAAUGAAAGAAAAUGUAUGAAGGAAAAAAUCACAUUUAAAAAUGUAUGUGAAAAUAUUAGGGGUUUUAUUUUUCUUCUCAUAAAAUGUCGAGAAUCAUUGUAAUUAGUAUGAAAAAUCAAGCAAACAGAGACAGCAGAAUACCAA
This is a messenger RNA of Ochotona princeps (American pika), 1798 nucleotides long. Its product is annotated as transmembrane protease serine 11E. The record is from RefSeq and is a predicted model, not a curated record. NCBI's taxonomy places the organism in Eukaryota, Metazoa, Chordata, Mammalia, Lagomorpha, Ochotonidae. The transcript has 10 exons. Gene Ontology annotation, biological process: proteolysis. Gene Ontology annotation, cellular component: plasma membrane; extracellular region. Gene Ontology annotation, molecular function: serine-type endopeptidase activity. The coding region runs from base 1 to 1293 and encodes 430 amino acids.